CUGCCUGAAGUCCAGUGAUCCAUAAAUGGACCGAAGUUGGGGCGUAGCUGGCGCCGCCAGCGUCACCGCUUUCUUUACGGUGGUGAUGAUGAUGAAUUCCGGGUUCUUCUAUGUCUCCUUCAUGGAAGAAUUUGGAGUCGACAGAGAGGCAGCCUCAUGGCCCGCCAGCGUCAUGUCAAUCUUGGCACACUCGUCAGGUCUGCUAGUUUCAUGCGCUCAGCGGCACCUGUCCGUCUUCCAGCUCGGCCUGAUUGGCAGCGUCUUCCUGUGGGCAGGAAUCCUGGGAGCCGUCUUCGCUCCCAACAUGGCCUGGAUGACCGUCACGCUAGGCGCGAUCCAUGGUGUGGGCGUGGGAGUCGUCUGCGUGACUCUCAUCAUAGUAGUUAUGAUGUACUUCGACAAAUACCGUGGUGUAGCCAGUGGCCUCAAGUUCGCCGGCUACUCUAUGGCCUCGCUGCUGUUUCCCACAAUACUGACGUCGCUGAAAGCAGCCUACGGCUUCAGAGGAUCUAUGCUCGUGUACGCAGCAAUCACCAUGAACGUGACAGCUCUGACACUGCUUUUGAAAGAGCCUCCAUGGCAAAUAAACGCGCGGAAAGGUAAGACCGAAGCGUGUGAGCAAGAAAGUGAGAGCUACUCCUCGAUUACCACUGGAACUCUGGAUAGCGCAAUUUCUAACCCUUUAGCGGGUCGAGAAGGUGCCAGAAGUAAUGGCACUGGAAGUGCAGAAUCUAUUAACACCGUGAGCUCUCUCACUCCAAACGGUGUUGGUGUGGUAGACUGUAUUCAUAACUGGGCAACGAGAUCAGAAGUACUAAGGAUACAUGCGUGCAGCAGUAGCAAUGAGUACCCCGCAGAGAAUUCAAAUAACCCAAACAUAUUUAAAACCUGGCUUCAUAGUUUCACGUUUCUGGGAAAGCAAGAAAGCACGAACCAGACGACUGCCAUGCAAAACGGAAGCAAUGGAAAGCGAACAGCAGCGAUUGUGAGCGAAGAUAAAGUAUCAAAUGAAGCAAACCAGUGUACCACGCAGAAGCCUAAGCAUUCUUGUGCGUCAUUCCGCGAGAUCGGCCACUUGCUGUCCAAGCCUAGGUUCUACGCUUGCGUGUUGGCGGUCGUAGCGAUGGACUACACAAUGGCCGUCUUUCCAGCGACCAUAGUGGACUACGCGCUUGACAAAGGGUCUUCCCGGAGAGACGCUGACCUUUCAGUGACCUACUGCUCGCCAGCCGAGCUAUUUGGUCGCAUUGUGCUUCCACUAAUCGGUGACUGCAGGAUCGUGAGCAGGACAACUUUGGUAUCCGCGUGCUUCUUCCUGCUUGCCGCUACUAUGCUGGCCCUACCAGCGACUCCUUCCUUCCUGGCUUACAUUCUCGUGUGCGCGUGCGUGACAAUGUUCACGGCUUGCUUGAUCGCCAUGAAGCCUGUGGUGAUUGCCGACUACUUCGGCAUCGAGAGCGUCGCAACCAGCUGGGGAUUCGCUGGAGUGACGUUGUUACCUCUACUCCUGUGCAGCCCGUAUAUUAUCGGUUACUUUCGGGACAGAGGAGGAAGCUACGAUGGACUUUAUCAGCUUCAAGCUGGAAUCCACUGCUUCGUCGGCGGUCUGUUCGGACUUCUCGCUGUCUUAGACAGAAGAAGGCGCAACAAGUGGACGAGAAACCGAAUAAAUUAGGCUGCUCACUUCAAUCCGUUUUGUUGUUACUCAUGAUUGUACCUUACAUUGUUUAUGCCUUGCAUUAUGAGAAGACGUUCAACUUUAAAAGUUGUCAUUAUCACCGUAACCUUUCGGAAACAUCGGAGGUUUCCAUAAGAACGGUUGCUGCGACGUAAGAAUCUUCCGGAAAAGCGCCAACGUAUUAUAUAUUCUAUACACUUAACAGAAGAACACCCAUAUGAGCGUUCUUGCUUGUUCUCUCGCACACUCCCCCUUUUGACAAUUUAUUACCAUUCAAUGGGAGUAAAAUAUAACUCCUGUUUAGGUGGGCGCGUUUUCGGUAGACAACAA
Molecule: messenger RNA, 2008 nt
Organism: Dermacentor silvarum
Lineage: Eukaryota; Metazoa; Arthropoda; Arachnida; Ixodida; Ixodidae
Biological process (GO): transmembrane transport
Molecular function (GO): monocarboxylic acid transmembrane transporter activity
Source: RefSeq, a predicted model, not a curated record